This is a messenger RNA of Myotis daubentonii (Daubenton's bat), 2416 nucleotides long. RefSeq lists its product as uncharacterized. Lineage: Eukaryota; Metazoa; Chordata; Mammalia; Chiroptera; Vespertilionidae. The record is from RefSeq and is a predicted model, not a curated record. Gene Ontology annotation, molecular function: DNA-binding transcription factor activity, RNA polymerase II-specific; RNA polymerase II cis-regulatory region sequence-specific DNA binding. Gene Ontology annotation, biological process: regulation of transcription by RNA polymerase II.
CCGUCUUCCUCCUCGCGGCGGUCGUUUUCACCUCUCAGGUCUUUGUUCACAGACUCCCAGGCUUCAGGGCGCUGGUCGUGAGGAGGAGGCGGCCUGGGAGGCAGCGCGCCUGCCGUGCGGGGUGUGUCUGAGGCUCCUUGAGCCCCAACAUCCCGAGAUUGGGGUCCCCGUGCCUCCCGGACUCCUCUCUGCUCACAGCGUCCCCGCAGCCGGACCCCAUUUCACCCUCCAGCCUGGGGGACCGGCCUCUCAGGUCCCGCCGCCCAGGUCCCAGCGCUCAGAAUGAGGAAGAACAGACUAGAAGACAGAGGACAGCAGUUGUGGAGAGGAAGGAGAAGUCCUGUAAAUGAUAAGGAUAUGAACUUUGAGGACGUGGCCAUUGUAUUCUCUCAGGAGGAAUGGGGGCUCCUUGAUGAGGCUCAGAGACUUCUGUACUGCGAUGUGAUGCUGGAAGUGUUUGCACUUGUGUCAUCUGUAGGUUGUUGGCAUAAAAUCGAUGGUGAUGAGGCCUGUUCUGUAUUUAUACAAGGAGAGUCGCACGUCAGAGCUUCUAAGACAGCUCCAGUCACCCAGAAGAUCCCUCUGUGUAAGCUGUGUUUCUCUCUGUUAAAAGUUAUUUUGCACUUGACUGGUUCACAUGCAGCAUACUUUGAGCAGAAAGCCUUCUGUAGUGACACAUGUGUUGGAGACUUCUGUUUCAGUGCAAACCCUCACGAGCAGCAGAGGAAUGAAUGUGGAGACGAGCCCUGGAAAGAAGCUAUGGACAGGGCUUCCUUUGUGAGCAGGUCCAGCUUCUACUUAUCUUCGGUGGCUUCAGCCAGCAGGGAGGUUGGGGAAGUCUUGCAAUACAACUCAGAGCUUCCCAAGCACCAGGCCACUCUCAACACUGAGGAGCUACCCUGUGGCAGUGAGAUUUCCCAGGAAUUUCACAGUGGAAAAAGUCAUCACCAGUGGGAUGAAUGUGAAAAUGCUGCCAGCCACAACCUGAAAGUUGUUCAGUGUCAGGGAGUGUGUUCUGGAGAACUGCUUCAUGAAUGUAACAAAUGUAGGAAUGUUUUUAGACGAAUUUUUAACCUCGUUCAACAUAAGAGAGUUCACACUGGAGAAAAGCUGUAUGAGUGUAGAGAAUGUGGGCUGUCCUUUCCUCUAAGGGCUCACCUCACUAAACACCUCCGAAUUCACACUGGAGAGAAGCCAUAUGAGUGUACUGAAUGUGGAAAGUCUUUUACCAAAAAAUAUAUACUUAAUAGACACUUCAGAGUUCACAGUGGCAAAAAGCCAUAUGAGUGCUGUGGUUGUGGAAAAUCCUUCAGUGAUAAGGCUGCCCUCAAACAACACCAGAGAGUUCACUCUGGAGAAAAGCCCUAUAAGUGUACAGAAUGUGGUGUGUCAUUUCGUGUAAGGUCUUCACUCACUGGACACCUCAGAGUUCACACUGGAGAAAAGCCAUAUGGGUGUUCUGAAUGUGGGAAGUCUUUUUGCCAAAAAUACAACCUUACUAAGCACCUGAGAGUUCACAGUGGCAACAAGCCAUAUGAGUGCUGUGAUUGCGGAAAAUCCUUCAGUGAUAAAUCUUACCUCAAAGAACACCAAAGAGUUCACACUGGAGAGAAGCCAUAUGAGUGUGCUGAAUGUGGGAAGUCUUUUAGCCAAAACUCCAGCCUUAUUAAGCACCUGAGAGUUCACAGUGGCAAAAAGCAAUGUGAGUGCCGUGAUUGUGGAAAAUCCUUUAGUGAUAAAUCUUACCUCAAACAUCACCAGAGAAUUCACACAGGAGAAAAGCCCUAUGAAUGCAGAGAAUGUGGGCUGUCCUUUCCUCUAAGGGCUCACCUCACUAAACACCUCCGAGUUCACACUGGAGAGAAGCCAUAUGAGUGUAAUGAAUGUGGAAAGUCUUUUAGCGAAAAAUAUAAAUUUAAUAGACACUUCAGAGUUCACAGUGGCGAAAAGCCAUAUGAGUGCUGUGAUUGUGGAAAGUCCUUCAGUGAUAAUUCUACCCUCAAACAACACCAGAGAAUUCAUACUGGAGAAAAGCCCUAUAAGUGUAGAGAAUGUGGAAUGUCAUUUCGUGUAAGGUCUUCACUCACUGGACACCUCAGAGUUCACACUGGAGAAAAGCCAUAUGAGUGUACUGAAUGUGGGAAGUCUUUUAGCCACAAAUCUAGCCAUAUUAAACACCUGAAUGUUCACACUGAAGUAAAGUAUUAAAUGUGCAGGGAAUGUUUUCUUUGUCUCACUUAGUAUAACAACACUGAAGGCGAAUUUUUGGGACCUGUUUUUCUGAAUAUACACCCCAUUUAAUGGAACAUUCACUCUGAUAUAUUCCUCAUAAGUUUCAAGUACAAGUGAGGCUUGGAGGAGCUCCAUUGUACUUGCUAACAUGCCCAGACGUACUUACUGCCCAAUUGAUGUCACA